Messenger RNA from Clupea harengus (Atlantic herring), 9562 nucleotides. It is a transcript of the gene ptchd4, whose product is annotated as patched domain containing 4. The record is from RefSeq and is a predicted model, not a curated record. Gene Ontology annotation, cellular component: membrane. Lineage: Eukaryota; Metazoa; Chordata; Actinopteri; Clupeiformes; Clupeidae.
AGCUAAAGGGACGUGAGAGAAUUCCGCUGAUUUUCACGAAAAGUAUAAUGGAUUAUAAUCAAGCACUACCACUUUAACGACAACUGUAACUACAACGAAUGAUUUGUGUGACGGUACUUAGAGUACAAAAACAGCGAGAGCUGCAAAAACUCUUGGUUGAGACAAAAUGUGAAUCAUCCCAGGUCAAUGAAUUUGAUGUAGCCUACUGGGAAAUUAUUUCAGAAUUAUUGGGUUAAGUACCAAUUUAAGAAAUGACAUUAUUUCAUCUCUCUUACAUGGCUUGCAUCUGUUCUUAAUAUAGCCCCUCCAUCAGCAUUUUCUCGUCUUUCCUUGACACCGCACAUGGUUACAGUCAUAAAUCCUACGCAAGCGUAAGAGUAGUUAGCACUAGCUACAGAGGCUCCUGGGAAAACCGCAUCUGCCAUUGCAGCAUGAACAAGUGAGGCUUGUGUGUCUUCAAAGAAGAGAGGCAGGUUUAAAUCAAAUGAACGACCAAAUUGCCUGGAAUAAUCAGUUGCUCAUUUCCGCAGUGCUGUACGAGGUACAUUAGGCUAUAGCCUAUUCUCACAUGGACUAACUGACUGGACAUCGGAGCCACGUGUCACAUGUGCUUCUCAGGACAAAACGGGGCAUCAGCAAGCUGGAUCUGGAGGAGGAUGCUGCGGCAAGUGAUACACAGAGGGCUCAAAGCUUCUUUCUAUUGGCUUGGGUUAUUUGUUAGCAGGCACCCUGUAUUUUUCCUCACCGUUCCCGCAGUGUUGACUAUCAUAUUUGGAUCCACUGUCCUGAGCAGAUUACAGCCAGAAAAAGACCUCGAGAUCCUGGUUGCUCCGACGCACAGCCUGGCUAAAAUAGAACGGAGUCUUGCCAACAGUCUUUUUCCGAUCGACCAGUCUAAAAACAAGCUAUAUUCAGACCUACACACUCCCGGCAGAUAUGGCAGGAUCAUCCUGCACUCAAAAUCUAGUGGAAAUGUACUUGAAUUGGCCGACCAGGUCCUUCAAGUUCACAAGGAAGUGUUGGAUUUGCGGGUUAAUUAUAAGGGUUUUAACUAUUCUUUCGCUCAUCUUUGUGUCAUGAGCCAUCGGGACAAGAGAUGUCUUUUGGACGAUGUUAUUGCAAUACUCGAAGAUAUCCGAUUCGCUAUUCUAUCAAAUAGCACAUUGUCUAAGGUGUCAUUAAGUUAUCCAAACACAACAUUAAAGGAUGGUAGGGUGUCUUUCAUUGGACAUCAGCUUGGUGGUGUGUCAAUUUCCAACAGCCGUGACCAGCAGGUGAAGUUUGCCAGAGCUGUACAGAUAACUUACUACCUCCGCAACAAUGGGCCGCCAGUGCAGGAUGUUAUAGCUGAGAAGUGGGAAAAUGAAUUCUGCAAACUCAUCCACCGUUUGUCCACUAUGAGUGAGGAUCUGCACAUCCAAUCACUCACAUCCUAUAGCCUUUUGAGGGAUUUCCAAAAAACAGGAGUGGUUGCUAAGAGUGAGGUACUGGUCAGCCUGGUCCUGGUGCUUUUGGCAGCCACCAUCUCCAGCUCCAUGAGAGACUGCCUGAGAGGAAAACCCUUCCUAGGUCUGCUUGGAGUCUUGACUAUUUGCAUUGCCAAUGUGACUGCAGCAGGAAUAUUUGUCAUUUCUGAUGGAAAGUUUAAUUCUACACUUAUUGGGAUUCCAUUCUUUGCCAUGGGGCAUGGGACUAAGGGAAUAUUCGAACUCCUGGCUGGCUGGAGAAGAACCAGAGAGAAUCUGCCAUUCAAGGAGAGAGUUGCUGAUGCCUUUGCUGAUGUAAUGGUGUGCUAUACCAUGACAAGUUCUCUCUAUAUCAUCACGUUUGGAAUGGGUGCCAGUCCUUUUACCAAUAUUGAGUCUGUGAAGAUCUUCUGCCAGAGUAUGUGUGUGGCCAUUUUGGUGAACUACUUCUACGUCUUCUCCUUUUUUGGUUCUUGCUUAGUAUUUGCAGGACAAUUGGAGCAGAACCGAUACCACAGUGUGUUUUGCUGCAAGAUACCAUCAAUAGAGUACCUGGACCGGCAGCCUGCAUGGUUCAAGACCAUGAUGAGUGAUGGACACGACCACGCCACACACCAUGACACUGUCCCCUAUCAGAACCAUUUCAUUCAGCACUUUCUCCGAGAGCACUACACUGAAUGGAUCACUAAUACCUAUGUCAAACCAUUUGUAGUCAUCCUCUACCUAAUUUAUGCCUCCUUUUCUUUUAUGGGAUGUUUACAAAUCAGUGAUGGAUCUAACAUUGUGAACCUUCUCGCCAGUGAUUCCCCGAGUGUGUCAUACGCCCUUACACAGCAGAAGUAUUUCAGCAAUUACAGCCCUGUGAUAGGAUUCUACAUUUAUGAGCCCAUAGAAUACUGGAAUUCUUCUGUUCAAGACCACCUCAAAACCCUUGGCUAUGGGUUCAAUAAAAUUUCAUGGAUUGACAAUUACUUUCAUUAUUUGAGGGUGGUGAAUGUGAGUGCAUCAACCAAAAGUGAUUUCAUAAACAUCCUUAAAACUUCUUUUCUUAGGAGCCCAGAAUAUCAGCAUUUCACCGACGAUAUUAUUUUCUCUAAAAAUGGGGAUGAGUAUGACAUAAUUGCCUCCAGAAUGUAUUUGGUGGCACGGACAACGGAAAAGACACGGGAGGAAGUUGUGGAACUUCUUGAGAGAUUGCGCCCACUCUCUCUCAUCAACAGCAUCAAGUUCAUCGUGUUCAACCCCACAUUCGUGUUUAUGGACCGCUACAGCUCCUCCGUCAUCGCUCCGAUCUUAACAUCAUGUUUCAGCGUGUUAACUAUUCUCAUCCUCACUUUCUUCCUGGUCAUUAAUCCAUUGGGGAAUUUUUGGUUGAUUUUGACAGUCACUUCUGUGGAGCUGGGAGUGCUUGGUUUGAUGACUCUAUGGAAUGUAGACAUGGACAGCAUAUCUAUACUGUGCCUUAUUUACACUCUCAACUUUGCCAUGGAUCACUGUGCACCCCAUCUUUACACUUUUGUACUCGCCACUGAGCACACGAGGACUCAGUGCAUCAAGAUCUCCCUAGAGGAGCAUGGAGCAGCCAUUUUGCAAAAUGCCUGUUGUUUUGUAAUUGGGAUGUUUCCCCUGCUGUUUGUGCCUUCAAACCUGACCUAUUCACUGUUCAAGUGCUCUCUGCUGACUGCUGGUAUUACAGUGCUGCAUUGUUUUGUUAUCUUGCCUGUGUUUUUGACAUUUUUUCCUCCAUCAAAAAAAAGGCAUAAGAAAAAGAAACGUGCCAAACGAAAAGAGCGAGAGCGGGAAAGAGAGCGGGAAAGGGAGCGGGAAGAGAUGGAAUGCAUCGAAGUCAGGGAGAAUCCCGACCAUGUGACCAACGUCUGAAGAUCCAAAACAGAUGAGUGACAGGGGACAUGUCCUGUACAACAAGAAGCCCACAGCUCCAUAAGUCCAUGGUUGCUAGAGCUUAUUGCUCUGUAAGGCAAAGAUGGCGCUCAACAUGCAAAAACAGCUAUGCUGACCGGAGUAAACAUUUUCCAUUGUGCACUACAUUCUCCAGAGCAGUGUAUAAUGUCUGGACACAAUCUAGUUCCUGUUCUGCAUAGUGAAUGUAAUGUAGCUGUGUUGCUGUCCUUUUGGAACCUGUUGAAAAGCAAUAUUUAGUUUAGUACUUAAUGGUCUUAACUAUUCAGUAUUCUGUGUGAGGCAGACACCAAAUUAACCAUGAAUAUGAUAGUGCCUCCUCAUCCAUUAGGGCUGGCAGUUGUAGUAUGUAAAGAAAGUGUUUUUAAAGUUCUAACAAUGGCCGUUCUCCAAUAAUAUUAUAAUUAUAAUAGCUGAAUGUCCUACCCACUUACUCAACCAAUCUCUAAAAAGGAAAGUGUCAAUACCAUUGGUUACAUUUUCCUUUAACAAGCAGGGUAAUGACAUCAUUUAAAGUCAUUGUCCAGGUUGGAUGAAGCCAAAAAGAGAAAGGAAAGAGUGGCCUUGGCUUGUAUUUUCUUGAUAAAUAUGAUGUUAGCAUUUAUGAUAGCCACAUAAGCAGGGUAAUUAAAUUAUUCCCAAACUGUCUACAUCCCAUCAGUCUACAGCAUCAUCUGGUGCUGAUCCUAGAACAGAAUGGAGGCGCUUCUCAGCUCAUCAUCGCUAAAGUAGUGGAUUGACUUACCUAUUGACUUGCUUGAUAUACUUUGCAAAAGAGUGAAUAAAAGCCAGUGUUGUUAGUCCAGGGUCUUCAAUAAGGGUUACAUGAUUUGUCACUAAAGUAAACAAAUGUUCAGGCCAUUAUAAGAAGUUUCAGGGUGUGUAGUUCAAAUGGAGUGAAGAGGGGGUGUCAUUAAAUCAUCACAGUUGAUACUUUUUCAAACCUGCAACAAUAAUUCUGAAACUAAUCUUUUCAUACCAUUCAAAUUCAGCAUUCAUAAAAUGCAAAAACAUGCCAAAAUUACGUAGGUACAAAGGGACAGAAAUGGACAACAUUCUACACACAGGCUAGUUCAGUGGUCCAGAUGAUAUUCAUUAUAAUUCUAUUAUAAUUCCACUCAAAGGAGCAGCAUCCAUAGCACUGGUCUCUCAGUGAUGUGUCGAAACACUGACUAUGGAGCGGUGUGUGAGUGUACAAUGGAAAAUUUAAAUAGCCUGUUUUAUCGCUUGAAUUUGUUGAAAGGCAGGAUAGACUGCGGUAUGGGAAAGACUCUUAUUUUGCUCUGUCCUGAAAUCUGUACUUCUGUGAAAUGAGAGCUGUAAUUUGGCAAGAGAUUCCUCUCUACAGUGUUGUCAUGUUUAUCUCAUUCAGAUUUGUUUAUUUUAUGAGAAUAGGGCAGCCCUUGUUACAUUGUAAUUACAAUGUAACAUAUAUUUAUAUUUUAGAAUGAAUGAAAGUAUACAUUAUUAGUAUGUAAUAGCUCAUUGACACUCUGUACAUAUAUGCACCCUAACCCUAUACUUAGAAUAUGUUAGAACAAGUAUCAAUGUGUUGCUACUCAUCAUUCCACCGUAUGACUUGAUUGUGUAGUUACAACGACAAGGGCAUAGUGAUCUAAACUGGGACUGAAAAUAGUUCUGUCAAUGUAUCACAAGAAGGAGACGGAACAUCACACACUUUCAGAACAAAAAGAAGAAAGGGACAUACACUAACCUUUUUUUUAAAUGUUUUUGACACAUUUGGAGGAUGACAAAUCAGUAAUGUAUACGUUCUGACAAAUAAUAACUGGAUUUUGGUUGGCCUAAUUCCCUUUUAUUUCUCUCAAUGGCUAUUAUUAAUAACAGUUUGCUGUUGUGAAGCAAUAUGUUCUAUGUCUAGAUUUUAAAGAAGGCAUUUAAAUCACUGUUCAAACUUCAGACCAUUUACUGUAUUGUAUAUGCAUUUCAAGUUGUAAAGUUUCCUGCUCUCAUUCGAAUGGGACAGCUGGCUUGUUAUCGGCUGCUGACUGAGAGUAGGACAGACGUUACAUCCAAAAGAGGAUUCUGCAAUGAAUGCAUGUUCAGUGUGAAAAUAGUUAAAGGAAAUGAAAAGCAGCUGCUAAUAUAUGGGGAAAUAGAAUGAUAGUUUAUUUCUGUUGAAUGAGGUUUUUUGGUGAUUGCCAUUUCCAGAAAUGGAGAAAGGAGGACAUGAAUCCAAAAGUCAUCCAAAAAUAUGAUUCACCUUGUUUAUGAUAUUAUGCUGUAACAGGAUUCAUCAUGUUUAUGGCAUUAUAGCAUGAGGAAAAAAUAUAGUGGGAAGUAUUUUCAAACAGUGGAAUUUUAUGAAUGAAAGUGAGGCCCAAAAUCAGAGAUGUUCCAAGAAUAUUCAAAUGUUUAGGAUUGUUCAGGCUUAAUGAUCACAGUAGGUGAAAACUGCCUAUUGUAGUUGUAAAUAAAUCAGAAAAAUGUCAGAAUAUUAAUUGCAAAGAAAACUUUUAAUAUGGGGAUCCUUUUUUAUCUAGACAUUGUAGCAGAGUCUAUGAGACACAAUUUCAUGAUGACACUAAAUGUAUCCUCUCAAUUUGUGAUGCAAUGUCAUUUGUGUAUACAGCAUGAAAGUAUACGUCAUUGAGAAAUAAACUGCAGGGUCAGAUAUUUCCCAAAAUGACUUUAUGCAUGACACUAUAUUGUCUGUAUGCAUCUACUGAGGAUUUUGUUUUUAUUUUGCAAGGUUGCUUACAUGGUGUCUGUGCAUAACUGGUAUAUUUUUGUUUGUAAUGGCAGUAUAGUAUGUAGAAUAAUUGUCCAUAUUAUUUUCUAUUUGUUUUUUAGGGCAAAAACAACUGAAUUCCGUUUGUAGAAAAAGUUGACUAAAAAGGUAAUAAAGACCAAAAAUAGGUACCAAGAACAUGAUUAACAAAACGUAGUCAAACAGUGAUACAGACCUUUUUGUGUGUGUAGAGCUAUGGGGACUUCUUGCAAGAGGUAUUAUUAUUUGCACAGCAUUUCCACUACGUCCUAAUAUUUACACCCUCAUGUGAACUACAUACAAUGCUAUUAUUAUAUUUGAAAGUUAUACAAAGAUACCAAAACAAGUGAUAAUACUUCCUUUUCAGUACAUAGUUAACUAUUCUAUUUGAGCAGCCUGCAAUACUGUGAUAAAUCUUAAUGUCAGUUAUGAUUAUAAUCAAAUGUAUAGACACCUUCAAUUUAGAUGGUUUAUUUAAGGGCAUGCUCAUAUCUAUGUAGUAACUCCACUUUAGCCUCUACUCAGUGGAGGUGGAUGGAGCAUUCUGAUACAGACACUAAUACAACACACUGCACACAUUCAUACACAGACAUGUAUUCAUUUCUGUUUCUCACACUACACAAAUUUGCCAAAAUGCACAAAAACAUAAUAUCAGUACAUUUUGGUGACACUAUAGUAGUAGCCUCCAAUGUGUGGGUUUCAUAAAAGGAAUUAUACGAUCAGAGUUCGCUUUAAUGCAUGAAGAGAUGUGUCAGUAGGGUUGAAACAUGUUCAUUAAUAGAUCCCCCCCCCCUCCAUAUACCCAUGUCAUUUUAAUGCACAUGGACUGAUUAGGGAAACUAACAGAAUCAGAAUUUCUCAUGACAAUUCCUCUAUAGAAUAUGAGCAGGUUAGACACAGAUGACAUUUGAUGGCCAUAAUGAAUCUAUUAAAUCAGCAAUAUACUCAUUUUCCAAAAGGCACAGUUAUGGCCAUAGCUAGUCUUCAUACGAGUCUUAGAAGUAGGGAUCAUUUCCUCACAUUUGUGAUGUCAUAGUAGUGUCAUCAGGAAAUUUGUUUUCAGAUUCCGUCAAGUUACUCGUUUUGUCUGAGGUGUUGAGUUUCAAUCCCAUUCUAAAUCAAGGGUUAGGGUUAGGGUGCAAUCCCAUUCUAAAUCAAGGUCAAUCAGGUAACAUAUUAGAAGCAGAAUGGAAAGGGGAAUCAGUAUGCAAAAGGAGAGACAUGAACACCUCUGUGUAAAUGAGAAGAGAAGGGAUUCAUGCCAGGCCAAUAUCAUACACCAGCAUGCUUAUGUUUGCUUCUUCUAGUCUUCCAUGUUGCUGUGCAAUAAUAUUAUGCAAUUUCAAAUUGUAGUGAUAAGAUCUCAGUGGCAUUCUUUACCUCCAGACUUUCAACCACAAUCCCUCCAUUCCAAAUCUGAUAUCUGACUUUUUUAGAAAGCCACUGUACUCUGUAAUCCAGUAGUCAGGUUUGAGCCAACAUUACGGUUUAAGCCAUUUGAAUAGAUGGCUUAGCAUAAAUGUAUAAACCCGUCAGUAACUUGUAAGUGCACAUAUUUAGACGGAACGUCCUGACCAUAAGAAACUAUGAAGGAGACCGAAACAAUUUGUAGGUCCACUAAAAGCUGAGAAAUGCCAAAGCUGUGAUUCUGAAGAAAAAAGGAAAUAGCUAUUAUAAUGAAAGAGGUCAUGUUCUGCCAUUUUAGAAAUGUACAACUGUUAGGUAAACCUGGCAUAGUAUGGGUGGAGGGUUAAGGUCUUCACUUCAUUUAAAAUGGUACGAUUAAAAAUUGGGCCAGAAUAUCUACUACGUAAAAAAUGUAGCACCAUAAUGAUGCAAAGAUUUAAUAAAGUAAUGUACACAGAACACAAACGUUUGCCAUGUAUUUACUGUGAAUUUUUGUUUGCACUAUUGUGCUGUCACUGUAGAUUUGUAAUACAAAAUUAAAUUAAAUAAACAAGAAAAAAAUACUGAUUGGAACAUGUCAGGACAUUUAUGUUUAUUGUUAUAUCCUUUGUAUUUCAUGUUCAUAUUUUUUGCUAUUUCAGUAUAACAAUAUGCCUAUUCAUGUUAGAUGAUUUGGAAUGCAUUCUGGGAUUUUUGGUCAUAUAUUUAGUUGCUUGUUCAUGGUGUAGGGGAAUCAUAUCAUUUAAGCAACACUGUGAAACUUAAAGAAAUUUAGUUUAACAGGCAUGACUUUUUUUUUGUUGAAAAAUGAUUUGUUAUUAAUUAAAUGAGUUAUUCAUAAACCAUUUUUUUUAUUUCAUACAUUUCAUUGUUAAAUUAAGUUAGAAAAAACAAUGUACAUCACUAUUUAGUAGCUACAAAUAAAUGUGGAUGUUCUUGGUUUGUUCAUGGAAGCUAACAAAUUAUACUUUACAUGCAGUCAUUGUUUUCAGUAGGCCAUGAACAGACAUUCAGUAAUAUAUUUUUGUAUUCCAGGUGUGUCUGAUGUUACUUACUGCAUUAAAUCAAUCUAAGUCAAAGGAACCUUAAUGUACAUCACAAUAAAACAUGAAUAGGUUUUUUUAAGGAUGAGACCAUAAUAUUUCUUAAUGAAGCCAAAACCAUUAAUAAUGUUUAUAUUUUAAUUAAUUAUGCGUUCGAAAAUACCUAUACCUUAUGUAAGAUAGUUGUAAUGUUCUUGUGACCUGUUCUAAAAUUGUCAUUGACUUGUAUGUUGGAGCCAAGCUAGUCUGUUCAGCCAACACAUAAUGGACUGAACUGCUCCCAUACCGCAACAAAGGGUGUAGAGUCUGGGGUGGAGGAGCAGCAUAUCUACAAAGACAAAAAGGUGAACACAAUUGUAGGAAGCGACUGCUCUUAAAACGGAUGACAUUACACAAAUAACAAUAUCAGGUAAAUGUACAUAGAUUCUCUUGGUGUUGUGUGUUCAUACAUGAUAAAAUGGCUCAUAGGAAAUAUGUAGCUUGCACAACAUGUGCUUGUGUUUUGACUCCACAUUGUGAUAAAUCUUUAAAACAAUUACAACAAAUAUUAAAUAAAUAACAUGUAUCUGUACUGAAAAGCAUCACUUUUAAUAACCCUGCAUGCUUUAUACAACAUAUUCUGAAAGGCCAUAGCCCAGCCUUCCAUUCAAAAAGAGCACACAUUUAGAAACAAUAAUGAAUAUCUUCACUUGACGAAACUGGUCCUCGAGACUACUUCACAAUACUUACUGUAGGUUCUCCUAUAAUUAGAGAAAGAAAUGACAACUGAUAUUGUGGUAAGACAUAUGAACGAGCAAAUGACCCAACAAUAGAUGAACAAACCACUGGAUUACAUGCAGUAUGUGAAUGUUAUGGAAUUGGUAGAGUUUUUGAAUGCAAUUAAUAUUUUCCAUGUAUAAUGUUUUUUAAUGCCUGCUAAGUUGAAGAUAUGACUACUAUGCCUGUGUGAAUUUUUAUAUGGAAACAUAAGAUUUUCAUUAAAAAAAUGUUGAAACAUU